Messenger RNA from Purpureocillium takamizusanense, 1366 nucleotides. RefSeq lists its product as uncharacterized. The record is from RefSeq and is a predicted model, not a curated record. The transcript is spliced from 2 exons. The coding region runs from base 1 to 1335 and encodes 444 amino acids. Lineage: Eukaryota; Fungi; Ascomycota; Sordariomycetes; Hypocreales; Ophiocordycipitaceae.
AUGAGUCACCCGGCGGCUGCGUACUUCUCAACCCAAGAAGACUACACUGCUUGCUCGCCUAAUAUGGAGCAAAAUCUUGAUCACGGUCGGCCCCCGACGCCGGAACAUCAUCCCACGGCAGGCGUCCGCGUCCACCGCCAGGAGAUUGAAGCCAUCGUCGCCUGCGCGUUCCCGGCAUCUGAGCUCCUCUCCGUGGUCCAACUCGGCUCGGGCGAGUCGUACAACAACAGGAUCUACUUCCUCGAGCUCCGCCACCCACGCCCACCAUCAUCAGAAGAGAGCGCGAGCCAGCGCGUCGUGUUGAAAGUCAACGGUCGCUUCUUCGGCGCAAACAAGGUGCAGAACGAGGUGGCCUGCUUCCAGCUGCUCGAGAGAUAUUGUCCCGAAGUACCGACGCCGCGGGCUCUCGCUUGGUCCGAGGACGGGACGGUGGCCACCAUGGACACGCCCUUCAAGAAGGGGAGCUGCGCGCUCGGCCUGCCCGCGGGUGUGGACGAGCUGCAGCAUGGCGGUUGGAUCUUGAUGUCGCGGGUUCCCGGAGGGCCCGUCGCGACCGACGAUCUGGAUCAGGCCACGCUUGCUCAACUCGGCGGGCAGCUGGGCGACAUGGUCGCGUCCCUGCGCCAAAACGUGCCAGCUCAAAAGCAUUGCGGCAAUAUUUGCCUGCCGCCUGGCGAUCCCGGGGCGGACACCGUCCCGCGACUGGAUGGCUCGUCUUUGACUAUCCGAGACAUCCUCCAAGAAGGCAUCAAGACCGGCGAGCCCGUCAAAAGCGCCAACGCAUACUACCGGCUCCGGCUGGAGGAGAAGCUGCACGAGCUGGAGACCACGGAUACGUAUGCGCCAAACCGAGCAAUCGUACAGCCCCUCCGAACCUUCAUCUCCGAGACACUACCGCAUCUCGGGCUUGCGGGCGGCGGCAUUCCCGCCGGCGAGUUCGUCAUGACGCACUACGACCUCUCGCCGCGCAACGUUCUCGUCUCGGGUCAGCCGCCGCGCGUCACCGGGCUCGUGGACUUUGAGUUUGCGGGCUUCUUCUGCCCUGUGGAGGAAUUUCUGAAUGACUGCAUCGGGAAUGCCGGCGACUGGCCGCAAGUGUUCUAUGACGCGUAUCUGGAGCGACUCAGGGAGAAGGGUGUGUCGACGCCGGCGCACGGCUUCGACCCGGAUGUGUGGGAACGCUACCAUUGGCUCGAGACGCUGGCAGGGCAGAUUGCGCCUUGGGAGCUGCCUGGAGACUACGCAGAUGACGAAUUGCGUGAGAAGUUGAGGGAGGCGGAAGUCGGCGUACGGGAGAUGCUGGGGAAACUCACGGGUUCUACCAAGUCCACGUAGAUGCGCGUAGUUUCAAAAAGCACCUUCAGGG